CCGCCCGGGGCAGCGGCCGGGGAAGAGUCGGCAGAAUAAUCUCGUCCCACUCUCAGACCGCUUCAGAGGACUCGGCAUGGUCCCCUUCGGCAGCGCCUCCCCCGCCUCCUCGGACAAUCGCAGCCAGCGAUGCUGGAGCUGGUACUGGGGGGUAUUUUUACUUCCCUGGGCCGUGGCAGAAACUCGAGCAGAUCUCCACUACGCUACUGUAUAUUGGUUGGAAGCUGAAAAAACUUUCCAAGUUAAGAAUGUAUUAGACAAGAAUGGAGAUGCUUAUGGCUAUUACAAUGACACUGUACAAUCUACUGGAUGGGGGAUACUUGAGAUCAAAGCAGGCUAUGGUAACCAGCCCGUAAGCAAUGAAAUACUCAUGUACGCUGCAGGUUUUUUGGAAGGCUACCUCACUGCUUCGUAA
This is a messenger RNA of Thamnophis sirtalis, 415 nucleotides long. The record is from RefSeq and is a predicted model, not a curated record. NCBI's taxonomy places the organism in Eukaryota, Metazoa, Chordata, Lepidosauria, Squamata, Natricidae.